Magallana angulata is the source of this 1347-nucleotide messenger RNA. RefSeq lists its product as uncharacterized. NCBI's taxonomy places the organism in Eukaryota, Metazoa, Mollusca, Bivalvia, Ostreida, Ostreidae. Gene Ontology annotation, molecular function: scavenger receptor activity. Bases 39 to 1283 code for a protein of 414 amino acids. The record is from RefSeq and is a predicted model, not a curated record. The transcript has 8 exons.
UUCCUGGAUUGUUUAAUAUACGAAGAGCACAUUUUUUGAUGGAGUCAAUUUUGUUGUUUUCUUUUUGCUCUGCACUGGUCACUCUUGGAAAGGCGUAUGAAAAUAUCGCAUUGAACAGACGAGCAUGGCAAUAUAGACCUUACAGAAGCUUUAGUUGGGGAGCGGAUCGUGCUGUGGACGGACUGUAUACAGACCUGUCGUAUUUUGGACAACAGUGUACAAUAUCACAAAACAAUCGAUCAACAGCAGAAUGGCGGGUGGACCUUGGGGGAGUAUUCAGUAUACACCACAUCUUUAUACAGUACAGGACGGACAAUCGUGUCUGGAAUGAACUCAAUGAUUUAACCGGUAGAUUCCUGGGAUAUUCUGUUUACAUAGCAAACUCAACCAAUAAAAAGAACGGAGUACUGUGUUUUAAGGAUACCAACUACACCAGAGCCACAAUACCCAACCCUACAAACAUCACGUGUAUCACACAUGGGAGAUACGUCAUCUACUACAACAACAGGACUAACCCUCCGUAUCCUGCUGGGUAUGAUCCAUACGCUUACAACGAGCUGUGUGAAGUUGAGGUUUAUGGAUGUCCGGUGACAGGAUAUUACGGAGAGGAUUGUUCCUUGCGUUGUCCACAGAACUGUCAGGAAGGUCACUGUCACAUUGUGGAUGGAACUUGUCUGGGCUGUGUCCCAGGAUAUACUGGAGCUAGAUGUGAUACAGAAUGUACAAAUAACAAGUACGGUCUGGAGUGUGAUUCUUCAUGUGGUAAAUGUUUAAAUGGAGAAAAAUGUAAUCACGUGAACGGAAGUUGUCCAAACGGAUGUAACGCAGGGGUGUUCGGUUAUAAAUGCGACAAAGAGUGUUUUACAGGAAAGUAUGGAUUCAAUUGUAAAGAGAAUUGUAGUAUACAUUGUGGAGUUCCCGAGAGAUGUGACACGGUAACAGGAAAUUGUGAGGGAGGGUGUCAGCUAGAAUGGAGUGACCUCACAUGUAAAAUUACUAUUGCAUUAACUGAUGGUGAUCCUGCAUCAGUGAGCGAACCUUACACUACACUAUAUGUCUGUAUUCCUAUAAUAAUCCUGAGUGUAUCGCUAAAUGUAUAUCUCAUUAUCAGACAUCUAAGACACAGAAACAGCGAGAGAAAACAACAAAAGAACCCAGAGAACGUCGAUGAACACGUUGAGACAACACGUUUUUCAAAGACCGUGUAUGACCAGGUUGAAGACAACUCUGCGUAUCAAGAGCUUGGAGAAAUAACGAAAGAAUCCCAGUAUGAUAAACUCUAACAAGGAAUUUUUUUCAAACAGAAAUAUUUAUUGAUUUUGUGGGUUUGAAGUUCUGUAGAUUCUA